AUGAUUCAGCAUACGCCGUUCAAUCAGCAUACGCCGUUCAAUCAGCAUACCCCCAAAAUCGUGAAUUAUAAUCUGCGUUUAGCUGUAGACCUUUUGACUGCUCUCAGACAGAAUGGCUUCACAACUUUCGUUGAUCUGAUAGUGAAGGCUGGUUUAGUGGAAACCUUUUCUGCCAAAAGACCUUUCGUCGUAUUGGCCCCUACCAAUGAAGCCUUCGCAGCCAUCGAUCCUGCAGUUCUAGCAGCCCUUUUAAAAGAUAUUUACCUGUUGAGAGACAUUCUUCGUUAUCAUCUGGUGCUUUUCAGGCAGCCAUGCAGUCUCGUGUCUUCCAUCUUUGUUGAACUAACUAUAAACACUGCGCUAGGUGAAGUAGUCCGUUUCAACGUGUACCGAAACAAAGGGCCUUCUUUUGCUACCGAAGAUAUUGCAACAGCUAACGGAGUGCCACUUUUGAGAGCUAUUCCAACAGGUAAAAGCAUUAUUUACCCCAUUGAAAAGGUUCUCAAUCCGCAAGACGUAUCGCCCAACAACACCGUCAUCAAUUUUUUGAGAAGCAACAAAGACUUUUCCAUCUUUCUAAGCGUAUUUCAAGUCCUUGGCUUAGCUGAAAAUAAUUUCAAAGCCCGUCCGAAAACGACGUUUGUUCCGACCAACGCCGCGUUCAAAGCGCUUCCGCCUGGCGUUCUUGAUUCCAUUUUCGCCGAGCCAGACAAGUUGAUUGUUCUUUUAAACACGCACAUCGCCUCUGGAACUUUUUACGCAGCAGGACUCGUUGACGGCCCCCUCACCGUUUUAGCUGGCAUCCAGGUGGAUAUCAACGUAACUCCAUAUGGUAUUACCGUGGGAAAUGCCGAUAUCAUUGAGCCGGACAUAACUGUGUUCGAAGGAGUAGUGCACGUUAUCAGUUCGGUUAUUCAAGCCCAAGAAACUUGCUUGAACCGGCCGUAUUAA
Messenger RNA from Daphnia magna, 951 nucleotides. RefSeq names its product transforming growth factor-beta-induced protein ig-h3-like. Gene Ontology annotation, molecular function: cell adhesion molecule binding. The transcript is spliced from 7 exons. Bases 1 to 951 code for a protein of 316 amino acids. The record is from RefSeq and is a predicted model, not a curated record. Gene Ontology annotation, biological process: extracellular matrix organization; cell adhesion. Gene Ontology annotation, cellular component: extracellular matrix. NCBI's taxonomy places the organism in Eukaryota, Metazoa, Arthropoda, Branchiopoda, Diplostraca, Daphniidae.